Molecule: messenger RNA, 3170 nt
Organism: Drosophila elegans
Lineage: Eukaryota; Metazoa; Arthropoda; Insecta; Diptera; Drosophilidae
Gene: wdn
Product: serendipity locus protein H-1
Exons: 3
Coding region: 244-2877 (877 amino acids)
Cellular component (GO): nucleus
Source: RefSeq, a predicted model, not a curated record
GAGAAUUGUAAGCGUGACAAAAACAACAAAGCCGAGGCGCAUUUCACAAUAAUUAAAUGUUUUUCGAUCAAUUGCGGCGCGCUUAACCCAGCAAAAGCGAUUGCAAUGAGUGAAUUAAGGACCCAGUGACCGGAUAAAGACGACCAGUGAUUGUGAAGCGCCAGCGGCGCUGCGAACUAAGCAAAAAUACGGCGAGCGAAAACGCCGACCGCAUAACCUGUACGUGUACGCAAGGCAAGGCGAAUGGAGGGCGGCAAGGGCAAGAGAAUGAAGGCGGAGGAGGCGCCAAGCAAGAAGUUGCCGCCUAAAAUUUACGGCGGCGAUGCGGGCACCCCCACGAAGGCGGCCCACGACGAGAUCCUCAGCUCGCUGCUGCGGAUCAACAACUUUGAUUCGAUAUCGAGCAUCAAGGACGAGUCGCUGGACAUCGAUCUGUCGGCCUGCGUGACCAUCAGUUCGGCCAGCUUCGUCAAUGGCAAUAGCCUCUCCUCCACGGACUUCUGGCGCGUCCUGGACGAGAGUGCCCAGAACAACACCGAGCUGAAUCUCUCCUCGGACGUCUGCCGCGAUGACCUGGCGGCGGCCAGCAGCUCCUCCGCCGCCGUGUCCAGCAGUUUGGCCAGUGAUAACCACUCCGGCUCUGAGUUUAAUGUGACUUUCCUGCGUCCUGAGCCACCGAACGCCUUCACCAACUCACCCUUCAAGAAGACCUCUUCCAGUGGUGCAUCCACGCCCCUGAAGCUAUCGCCAGAGCAGAUUCAGCAGCAGCAGAUGCAAAUGCCCCAGUUGCUGCAGCGCAGCAAACCCAAGCUGCCGGCGGCAACGGCGGUGCGUUUAAAGGUUUUUAAGGAGGAGCCGCCCGAGGAGAAGCACCCGCCAGAGCAAGUGGUCACCAAGGUGGAGCUGUGCGAGUCCGAGCUCCUGCCGCCGUCGUUCACCAUCUUCCAGCAGACCAAGUCGGCUGAGGCGGUUGCCGCAGAUGCGGUCAGCAUGCCGCCACCAUCAGUCGCUUCGGAAGCCAAGCCCUUCGAGGUGGAUCCGGCACCGCUGAACAAGUGCCUAGACUGCAAUGGGAUGCUGCUGGAGACGCCGGAUGAAGUGGCCAAGCACGAGGCGGCAAACCAUCGGUUGAGGCUUACCUAUCGCUGUAGCGAGUGCCAGCGGGAGUUUGAGGUGCUGGCUGGAUUGAAGAAGCAUCUGAAAACGCACCGCACCGAGGGACGCAAGGACACCUGGAAGAAGUGCCCCGACUGCGGCAAAUGCCUCAAAUUGGGCAGUAUGUGGAUGCACCGGAAAAUCCACAGCGAUAAUAAGAAAUACCAGUGUGACAUCUGCGGACAGAAGUUUGUUCAGAAAAUCAACCUAACGCACCACGCUCGGAUUCACUCAUCGGAGAAGCCGUACGAGUGCCCCGAAUGUCAGAAGCGAUUCCAGGAGCGCUCCCAUCUGCAGCGCCACCAGAAGUACCAUGCGCAGACGCGUUCCUACCGCUGCGAGAAGUGCGGCAAGAUGUACAAGACGGAGCGCUGCCUGAAGGUCCACAACCUGGUGCAUCUGGAGCAGCGACCCUUCGCCUGCACCGUGUGCGACAAGAGCUUCAUCAGCAACUCAAAACUAAAGCAACACUCUAAUAUACACACUGGCAUGCGGCCCUUCAAGUGCAACUACUGUCCGCGCGACUUCACAAACUUUCCCAAUUGGCUGAAGCACACGAGACGCCGUCACAAGGUGGACCACAAGACGGGCGAACAUCUCGAGAACAUUCCUUCGUACUGCUCGAAAAAGUCAACGACCAACAAGGCUCAAAAGGCUGCGGCAGCAGCAGCAGCGGCAGCGGCGGCGGCUACAGCAGCUGGAGCAGGGAAUCCCGGUGACGUUUCCGCUUCUGUUGAACCAAAAGUCAAACCCAAUCUUGCACCUACGCCAGCAGCGGCGCCCCCAAAACAGGCACGCAAAAAGAAGCAGCCACAGCAGGCCACCCUUGCCGCAUUGGGAAUCACGUUGCCAGCGGGCACAGCUCUGCAGCAGGUGCACCCGACGCCACCAGCACAACAGCAUCAGCAGGAGCUGAGCAACGUGUUGGUGACCCUACCUCCGCCGGCACCCAAGCAGACCAAAGCCAAGCGCGAGCGUAAGCAGCUGGCGCCGAAGCAAUUGCAGCAAAAGCCGCAGCUUCUGCAGCAGCCUCAAUUGCAGCAGUCCAGCCUGGAGCCCGUUGCUGCUCCAGCGGUGCCGCACAUCAAGAAGGAGCCGGUGCAGAACCAGGGUCCAUUCCUCGACCUGCACGGUCUCAGUCUGACUUCUGCCGAAGAGCUGAUCAUGGAGCAGGCCCUGGAAAUGGAGGAGUGCGGCCUAUACGAUGCCCCCAAUGCGAACACCGAGAUGGGGACAUCCGACAACGCAAUCUCAGACUCGGCCGCUGCUCUGCACUUUCAGAUUAAAAACGAAUUACCGGACGAUAUGUUGCCAGAUGAUGAUUUCAUGCCUUGUAAGCCCAGCGAUCGCCUAGCUUGCCCCUCACUGGAGUCCUCGCCGUUCUCGUCACCCGCCUCCAUGGAACUGACCGCCGUCUCCUCCUCAUCCAAUACCGCGACUUCGGCGCAAGCAUUGCCGGUGAGAUCUGGGAACUACUACCUGCCCGCCUUCACGCUAAAUGCGCAUGGCAAGCUCAGCAGUGCGGGUAGCAGCGCAGCGCAGUCUGUGACCACGAGUUUGGCCACCCAGACACCGUCUGUGUCCAUGGUGAAUGUGCCGCUGCUGGUGAGAUCUAACCAGAUGCUGCCCUCAGUGGACACGCUACUCUUUACCAACCAGACCGGCGGCAGUCGAUUCUUUGCGGGGAAGUCGGCGACAACGGCCUCGCCGCAUAUGACAUGAUCGGGCGGCGGCGACUGCUGCCCGCCAACAUGAACGCCUCAACGAUCUCCUGUGUCUUAGUUAAGUUAGCAGUGUCGACCAUGUUGUCGCUGACCACUGGCAAUCGUUUAAUGAAUUCGGACGAGUGUCCGUAGCUUAUUAAGAGUAUGACGCUACAUUUGUUUAAGUGAUAGACCUAAGCUGAUUUCUGCCUAGCCCGUAAGUGUAUUUGAGUGUAUAUAUAUAAACAUAAUGAUAAAUCUUUGAUUUGUACGCUUCACACCAAUAAUAAAUUUCGUACAUAUUUUAGUAAA